Molecule: messenger RNA, 573 nt
Organism: Linum tenue
Lineage: Eukaryota; Viridiplantae; Streptophyta; Magnoliopsida; Malpighiales; Linaceae
Source: the annotation of a GenBank genome assembly
GCUCGCUUUCUAGUUUCUUCACCCUCUUCCUCGGCAGACAAAUCCCCAGAGCAAAUGGAGUCGUCGCCGUCGAAUUCAACAGUCGGCAUAGCCGCCGUUCCUUCGAAACGGCCAUCCCGGCGGCUCUUGUUCGACCGACGCUAUGGCUGGGUGGUGGAUGAAUGGAAGCACCCAUCGGAGGAAGCUUUGGCUGGCGGCCGUGGAAUGUUCUGCAUACUGCCUCUGGCAAAAUCAUUAUGGAUGAUGGCUUCAAAGUCGAUAGAUUUCGCAUCGAAUUAUGCAGUUGAAGUCAUUCAAAAGCCUGAGCUUUUAUCACCUCAUACACUGCAGGCGAAUCUGGGAACUCAGCUCAACAGUUUCAAGUCUUCCCUACUCAACCCUGAUUUCAACCCACUUGUACGAAACUCUCCACCCUCCGACUCUCCUCGUGCAUUCUCGACUUCACAUGUAAAACUUGACAACACGGAACCACAGACUGAUUGAUGAUGGCACCAUCAUGAAGCAACAUUGAUCUUUUUGUAUAAUUGCAUGUGGUCCUUGGAUUUGGAUUAUGAUUUCUAUAUAUGUUCACUU